This is a messenger RNA of Andrographis paniculata, 806 nucleotides long. RefSeq lists its product as uncharacterized. Lineage: Eukaryota; Viridiplantae; Streptophyta; Magnoliopsida; Lamiales; Acanthaceae. The record is from RefSeq and is a predicted model, not a curated record. The coding region runs from base 50 to 679 and encodes 209 amino acids. The transcript is spliced from 5 exons.
UCUUCUUCCCCAUGAAUUCAGCUGAGAAAGAAGUAAGCUUAGAGCAGCCAUGUCCAUAUCCAUAUGCAUGUCAAUCUCCAUCAAGACUACUUGCAGAAAUCCCUAUUUCACCCCUCGUACGGACCACCUUACCUCUAACCUCAAUCUCAGACAUGAUGAGUACUCAACCAUCUUCACCAUCAAGAGAGGGAAAUAUUAUGAGAUCUAUACAAGGGGCAAAAAAAUGUCGAACAUAAAUAGACGUAAUGCAACUUCAUCAUCGUCCUCAUCGCCAUCCUCCUCUUCGAAUGAAAAUCAUCUUGCUUCAUGGAAAAAGUGGUUGAUUGGGUUCGUAUUUAGUAUAGUUUUACCUGCGGCAGGUCACAAAGGAGGCAUUUUCACCCCCCUUAAAGCCAAGAUCGAUCAGACGAUAACGACAGUAGAGACUGUAACAGAUAUAAUAGAAAACAUAGCCGAUCAAGCAGAUAAGUUGGUAGAUGAAAUCGAGUCGAAACUUCCGGAAGAUAGUAAUCUCGUGGAAACAGUUGAGAAGCUGGAUAAAUUAACAGACAUUGCUCUUGAAAAAGCCAAACAAGCCGAAGAAAUAGUUCAACAGGUAAAAGAGGUGAAAGAUCAUAUAUUCGAGCACGUGAUCCAAGACGAUAAUACAGAUGACGACACUACAAAGGCUAACAAAUAGCUGACCGAUUUCUUUUAAUUUAAACAUAAUUAUUUUUGGUACAAAUAAAGAAGUGCGUAAUUCAUUAAGAUAAUGUCAUCAAUUAAAUGUGUACACGAUCGAUCAAUAACAUGAAUACUUUCUAUUA